AAAUCGUCAUCUCUCUCUCUCUCUCUCUCUCUCUUCCUCUUUUUUUUUGUCCACCCCCUUUUGUCAGCCACCUUCAAUCCUCUCUUUAUCGUUCGCCUGUUUCUUCGUAUCUAAGUCUCGUUAACAGUCAACCUAGCACCGAUACCAGCAACAGCAGCAACGAAACUAUGACCAGGUCGCGCCCCAAAACUAAUGCUGAUGCGAAUGGUGUGUCGUCAACCCGAAGGUCGACUCGUAAUGCGGCUCCGCCUUCGAACCUAAAGGGAACUAAAACGGCGGCUACACAUAAACAAUCCGAGGCAUCAAAGUCUAAAGUGGAUACUGUGGACUCUUCUGAGGGAGAGGAGAUCGAAGACGACGAGGGAAAUCAAGAAGAGACACUAGCCCAGAUUUCUCAAAGAAACGCUUCUGUUCGAAGGACCAAAGAAAUGCGAUCUGCUACUUCUAUAAAGAAACCAGCGAUCGACGCUUCUAAAGCAGGCAAGGCGGCUGCAGCCCGCGUUCCAUCGGAGGAUCAAGAAGAAGAGGAAGCAGAAGACGAAGAGGAGGCAGAAGGCGAAGAGGAUGCAGAAGACGGAGAGGUCGAGGAAGACGAACUGGAGGAAUCAUCUUCAUCAGAAGAAGAUGACGAUGGAUCCGAUUUUGAGGAACCCUCUCAAAAACGAAGAACCAAAGCUGCCGCUUCCAAAAAAACUCGUCAACCAAAGCCAGUGGAAUCCAGGAUUCCGAUCAUCAAGCCAAGAAAGUCUAGGACAACUACGCCCAAGGCUCCUAAGACAGCAAAGAAGGCAAAAGCAUCAACGAGCUCUGCAAGUCGAAAGAAGCAAUCAGCUGCAACGACUUCGGAUAAUGAGGCAGAGGAUGAUGAGGAAGGACACUAUGCAAUCUAUUCUGCUGUUUUGGACUCCCAAGUCGCCCUCGAGACGGUUGCGACGGACUGGAUCAGCCUUUACCAGAGAUCCUCGAAUGAGGCCAUGUUGAAUUUAACUAACUUUCUCAUCCGGUGUUGCGGCUGCAAGCAAUUUCUUACUGCCAGCGAUUUUGCCGAUCAGAACGAGAUGGUCGAGAAUUUGAACAGUAUCCUGUUACGAUACAAGGAGACCACUACCAAUUUCGAUUAUCCAAUUGUGUCCAAGGCAAAGGAGUUUAAAAAGUUUAAAAAGAACUUGCUUGAGUUUUAUUCGCGGCUCUUCCAGAAGGUGCAGGGCGAUAUUUUGUUUGAUGGCGCGUUUAUGAAUACUUUGCUCAAUUGGACACUCUCGCUUUCCAGUUCGUCCUAUCGACCGGUCCGUCACACCGCGACAACAGUUGCUCUAAACGUCGUUACGUCUCUGGCUGAAAUUUCUAGCGAGCUGCAAGAGGAGCUGAAUGUGUCAAACCGCCAACUGGCAACCAGUCAGAAGCAAAAGGCAGCUCAAUCAAAAGUCAAGCAACUUGAGAAGAAGGUUGCUGAGAACCAAAGACGCAAGAAGGAGAUCCGCGAUUGGAUUAACGAAAUCUUUGAUAGUGUCUACGUGCUACGAUGUCGCGAUGUUGACCCUUUGGUCCGCUUGGAUUGCGUGCAUGAGCUGGGAGAAUGGAUGAUGGUCAACCCUGAGCAGUUCAUCGCCCAGACCUACCUUGGAUAUGUAGGCUGGGGACUUUCGGAUAAAGCAGCAGCAGUUCGCUUAGAGGCACUCAAGGUUUUAGCGAAACUUUACGAGAUUGAAAACCAACCCAGUGCCCUGCGCCAGUUCACUCCUCGCUUCACAGACCGGUUUAUUGGGAUGGCCAUUGGUGAGUCCGACACCUCCGCUCGUCUAGGAGCCAUCCGAGUCGUUACCUUGAUUCACAAGCGCGGCCAACUUGAAGAAGCGGAUCAGGUCAAGCUGAGCGCAUUGAUCUUUGGUGCAAAUGCUAGGGUCCGCAAGUCCCUCGCCAAGUUUAUCAAGGCCCAUGUUUGGGAGGACGAAGUUGAAGCCAGGAUAGCGGACUGUGAGCUGCUGGUAUCAUCAGCACAAGGCGAAAGUAAGAUCGUCAGGAAAGACUGGGUGGAGCUCAAAUCUCUGGCCAAUUUUUUUGUGAAGGUCGGCAAGGAGGUAGGGGACGAAAAUGAGUCUGCAGCCCAGGGUGAACACCUGAAAGUCGCGGGGACCCGACUCUUUGAUGAAACCAAGAUCGGAAGAAUCGCAUUGGCCGUCGAGGCACUUUGGUCUGAGGUCGAGACCCUCAAGAACUGGAAAUCUAUUGCAGAAUAUCUUCUCGAAGAUCAUACCGCUACCUCUGCUUCUUCCUCAUCAUCAAAGCGUGGAAAUUCGAAACCAGCUUCCUUGGAGGAUGUCUAUCAUCUCGAGGAGGAAGAGGAGAAUGUGCUGUUGGAGAUCUUUAUUGCAAGCCUGCAGUUGACGCUUAAUCCUCCCGUUGUACAUGGAUUCCAGAAGGACAAGGCCAGGUUGAAGGCGCAGCUGGAUGAAGUUGCGAAUGAGGUCGGGGGCUACUGUGCCAACAUUAUGCCACAGCUAUUCUCAAAGUAUGGCGUGGAUGCCAGUCGGAUCCGAUCUGUCCUUGUCAUCCCUCAGAUUAUUCCGCUGGGUACUUAUGUGGAUCUGCGUAUGCUCACGGCGUACGAGGAGCUGGUGGACGAGGUCAUCAAGGUUUUUAAGAAGCACAGCGAUCCAUCUGUACUUAGCGCUGCAGCGUUGACCAUCCGAACGAUGCAGGGCAACGAGAUUUUGCGGACGUCGCAUGAAGCCAAGAUCGAGGCCCUGGGAUCAUCUGUCCUUGAUAGUUUUUUGACACUUCUCUCACAGAACCAGGACACAGAUGUAGCAGAUAGGGACAUGUUGGAGAGCCUUACGCUUUGCCUGCGAAGGCUUGAGCACUUGAUCAAGUUUACUGACGUCACUGUGAAGAGGAUACGCUCAACAGAUCAGGAUCCGUUCGAUGGUUUCUUAAAUGUCAUCCAAAGAUAUAGGCAAGUUCGCGACCAGGAUGCUGAGGUUUUGAUUUCAGCACUUUCGAUUUCUUUUCUAUGGAUCUCAUGGGUGUGCAGAAGUUACGCCUCGAAAUAUGAUCAGAAUGCUGAUUGGACAGAGAACGAUGUGCAAGCAUUGCUUCAUAUGAGGGAGACUCUUAUUCGUGUCGUCUCGGAUCUUGCGAUCAAGGAGAGUCAGGAUAUCGACGCUCGAGUACGCCGUAGGGCCUUCCAGAUCCUUGGAGACAUUUACUGGCUCUUUGGGGGUGAUAUGUUCCAUGCAUCUAAGGGUACGAACCGCCACAGACUUUACAUGACCUGCCCGGAGACUACGCAGGACGAAUGCGAGCGCUUUUUGAGGUCGGAACUCGACCUCUGGCAGGAGAAGGUGCAAGAAAAGAUGAAAACUCUGCGAGCGGCCAGGAUACCAAAGACACCAUCGAACGAUGUUGCGGAGGUGGAUGGGGACUCUGAUAGAGAGGAUGGCGACAAUGACAACGCCGCAAACAUGGCUGAGAUUUUGGAGGACGAAAAGUUAGCAGCAGCGCAAAUUGAACAAGAGGACAAGUACGAGAUGUUUGGGACAGUGUUCUCAUAUAUGCGCCAGAUUAUGCUCAGGGACUUUAGCAUGGGCCAUGCCACACCUAUCAUUGCUCGCUAUGGACACUUUGGGGCCGAAUACGAUGAAGGUGCGAAGCGGGUCCUGACAAGCAUCAAGAUGCAGAUGACUGAGGGACUCUUCAGGAAGGCUAAUGAUCAAAAGGCUGAGGCGUUUAUGGGCAUCUGUCUGGAGGCGCUUAAGGAGUCUUUUGAAAUUUACAUGGAUGGUCGAGCAAUGUCCAUCAAUCAGUCUCUUCAACUCGCCAAGGUCCUAGCAACAGCUAUUAAACCUCCAGGAUUUAUGCAGACCAGCAGAGUAGGAAUCGAUUCACAACUCGUCUGGAACCUACACAGAUGUGGGAUCACGUACGCUCUGGUUAAGAUUGAAGAAUACGGAACUGCCAAGGAUGCAAAGAAGCAGGCGAAAAUGAUCAAGUUUUUUGAUAUCCUUGGCCAAAUACCUUUUGGGAGUCAGACUGCAUCAAACGAGGUUACAUCCCUUCAAGAGCUGAUCAAGUCUGAAUGCGAGAGUAAGGGAUUCGCGAUCGAUAGGGAUGACAUGUGGGAGCCCCUUCGGUCAUACCAAUCCAAGCUCGAAAAGCAGCUACAGAAGGCUGCGGCAGAUCAGGCUGCUGCGGUAAAGAAAGCUGAGGCUGCAGCACAACUCCGGGAAGAGCAAUUGCAGGAACAACAAAAGGAGCAGCAGCAAAGUGGGCAAGAACUCGACAUUGAGAUGGCCAAUGCGGAUACUGAGCAGGUAGAAGAGUCCUCAAUGAGCCGUCCAACCACCUACGGCAGGAAGCGGCAGGCAGAGGAUGAGGAGGAGGAGGAGGAGGAGGAUGAUGAUCGAGAUGCUGUGGCACAUGGGGAAGAAGAUGACGAGUUUGGUCAGAAAGAGCAAAGGAGUCGCAGUGCAAGUGCGAUUGAAUCAGAUAAUGAGGGUGGGGAUCUGGCAGCCAAGGGGACGAAGCGCAUCCGUGUCCAUUGAAGCACUAUAUUGUCUGAUUCGAUGAUUUUCAACGCCAUAAUAUCUUUUUUCAAAAUUAAAAAACGGAACAGUGUUUG
Molecule: messenger RNA, 4618 nt
Organism: Gamsiella multidivaricata
Lineage: Eukaryota; Fungi; Mortierellomycota; Mortierellomycetes; Mortierellales; Mortierellaceae
Exons: 13
Coding region: 168-4541 (1457 amino acids)
Biological process (GO): sister chromatid cohesion
Cellular component (GO): cohesin complex; chromatin; nucleus
Molecular function (GO): chromatin binding
Source: RefSeq, a predicted model, not a curated record